AUUGCGCGAUUUGAGACAGGCGUGAGUUCUUAUGAACGGUGUGUUGCUUGAUAGCAUGCUUCACAGAACCUGCAACAUUACAGCUGGGUUCUUAUGGACGUCCUUCCUGCGGUCCCUGUAAACCCAUUGGUCAGAAAAUGGUGUCUUUUUCAAGAGUGGACGUUUGACCUUGUCAGUCAUUUAGUCACAUUUCCUCGUCGCUACGGACACAGGUUAAAUUCACACUCGGUCAUAUGCGCAUCAAGGAGUGAAAGAUAUCAAGAUGGCAAGCAAAAUACUGCUCCGUGCACACAGACUGACUUCGACAGCAAGAAAAAAUGUGUUUCUGAGAACACUUCAGCGUGCAAUCGCUAGUGGGGGCGGUAUUCCAACAAAUGAAGAGCAGGCUGUAGGAUUAGAAAGACGGGUGCUGCAAGCUAUGAAAAAGGGCGAGGACCCUUACAGCAUAUUAAAGCCAAAAGAGUAUGCUGGAACUAAGAAGGACCCUCACAUUGUCCCUGGCAUCAGUGAUAAACGCCUUGUUGGGUGCCUCUGUGAAGAGGACAACACUGCUAUUGUCUGGUUCUGGCUUCAUGCUGGGGAUCCCCAGCGCUGUCCUUCCUGUGGCUCAUACUACAAACUAAUCCAUCAUGAACUGCCUCAUUAAGCCCAUCUUCAUUCAGCAGUUCUGUUAAGCUUGACUAACUUUGGCACAUGAUCCAAAUAUAUACAAUGAAAUAAAAUCCUCAAAACCUCA
This is a messenger RNA of Electrophorus electricus (electric eel), 736 nucleotides long. RefSeq names its product cytochrome c oxidase subunit 5B2 (gene cox5b2). The record is from RefSeq and is a predicted model, not a curated record. Gene Ontology annotation, cellular component: mitochondrial envelope; respiratory chain complex IV. Gene Ontology annotation, biological process: mitochondrial electron transport, cytochrome c to oxygen. Lineage: Eukaryota; Metazoa; Chordata; Actinopteri; Gymnotiformes; Gymnotidae.